CACUUUGGUUAGAGUAAACCGAAGUUCAUAUCACGAUUCACGACUCACAAGAUUGUCAAAUGGCCGGAAACUGCCUGCAAGCGGUGGAGCUUACUACGAGCGGCCGCCCAGUCCUCCUCCCAACUGAGAUCGAAUGUUCCCUCCUCUCCGCCGUAGACCUCGAAUGCGAAGACCUCCCCAACUUCCCUCACCUCAAAUCGGGUCUCCUCAUUCUCACCACCCACCGCCUGUUAUGGCUUCCCGACUCCACCACCACAAUACCCACCGCUUCUUCUUCAGCCUCCGCCAUCCCUCUCGCCGCCAUCACCCACAUCUUUGCCGCCAAAAAGUCAAUCAAGUCCAUGUUCCACUCGCCCCGACUCAGAUUCCAGCUCUCGGUUUCGCCCGAAGGCCGGGUUCCGGAUUCCGGUUCGGGUUCGAGGUCGGUGGUUGUGACGGUGGUGGUGAGGGGGAAGAGCGAUUUGGACGCGUUUUUGAGCAAAUUUUGGGAGAGCUGGCGGGGUAGAGCCUGGGAGAUUGGGGAUGAGCAGGGCAGCUCCGAUGCGGUUUCGGGUUCGGCGUCCAGUUCCGGGUUGUAUACGAGGGAAGGGACGGUGAGGAUGGUUGGAGUUUCGGGGAUAUUGAGGAAAGAACAGGAGAUGUGGGAGAGUACUGAUAAGAGCUUGCAGGACGCUUUCCAGGACUUGAAUGCUCUCAUGAGUAAGGCUAAAGAGAUGGUGAUGCUAGCAGAAAAAAUGAGGCAGAAGCUUUUAUCCGGCUCGCAGCCAAAUGAUGAGGAAUUGGGUUCCAAACAAGAGAUGCAAGAUUGGAUGCUCAGUGUUGGUAUUAUAUCGCCCGUUACUAAGGAGUCUGCGGGUGCUCAGUAUCACCAACAAUUGUCCCGUCAGUUAGCAGAUUUUGUCAGACUUCCACUUGAGAGGGCUGGAGGAAUGAUGAAUCUUAUAGACAUCUACUGUCUCUUCAAUCGUGCUCGAGGCACAGAACUGAUCUCGCCUGAGGAUUUGUUGCAAGCGUGUUCUCUCUGGGAGAUUUUUGACGUCCCAGUAAUGCUUCGAAAGUUUGAUAGUGGAGUCAUGGUCAUCCAGAAUAAGUCCCACAGUGACGAAGAGGUUUUUGCUAGAAUCAAGACCCUUGUAAUGAAGCCUAAUGCUCUUCGAACUGGGAUAAGUGCUAGUGAUGCUGCAAUUACAUUAGGUAUUGCACCAGGCAUGGCCAAGGAGCAUCUUCUUACUGCUGAAAGCAAAGGUUUGCUGUGCAGAGAUAUAAGCCCUGAUGGGUUUCGCUUUUAUAUCAACCUGUUUCCUGAAAUCGAUCCAAAUGACUUGUACCUAGUGAAAGACUAUGGAAUCUAUCACACAUGGUUGAGGGCGGUAUCUGCUUCUGGAUGAGAGGUGAUUUGUGCGGUUAUCCCUUCUCCAUUUUCAUUCGGCUGAAAUCUGAAGCAAAUAAGACUGACAUAAAUGGAUGAAUGCUGUCGAAAUCAGGAGUUAAGACGUACACAAAUUGAUGAAUGCCGAAUGUUUUCAGGUGAGUUUAUUCCUAAUUAUCACUUAAUUACCUGGAAAUCUUCAAACUUUCAAUUUUGGGGCGAUGAACAGACUUAAAGUUCAGCGACCAUGCAUCAAGAACAUACUUGACUCCAAUAUGACAGAAUUAUAGGUACCUAUGUGCUUCUUGAGAGUUGGGUGUCUCUGGUCCUUACCUUUAACAAAUACGUCGACUUUGUAAUUUAACAGAAGAGGGGGCAAGAUUCUGUGGGGAGGGAAGCGUUUUUUACUAAUUUAUUUUCUGAAAUUUUCUUUAUCUCCCCCACCUUCCCCCGUUCCCAAUUGCUUAUUGGAACAUGGAUAAUUAUUGAGCCAUUUUUGUAAAUGUGUUUUUACAGUUGUUUUCUCUUAUCUUCA
Pyrus x bretschneideri (Chinese white pear) is the source of this 1904-nucleotide messenger RNA. RefSeq names its product vacuolar protein sorting-associated protein 36. Gene Ontology annotation, molecular function: phosphatidylinositol-3-phosphate binding; ubiquitin binding. The coding region runs from base 60 to 1388 and encodes 442 amino acids. The record is from RefSeq and is a predicted model, not a curated record. Gene Ontology annotation, cellular component: late endosome membrane; ESCRT II complex. NCBI's taxonomy places the organism in Eukaryota, Viridiplantae, Streptophyta, Magnoliopsida, Rosales, Rosaceae. Gene Ontology annotation, biological process: protein transport to vacuole involved in ubiquitin-dependent protein catabolic process via the multivesicular body sorting pathway. The transcript is spliced from 8 exons.